AUGGCACACUCCAUCUCAACAAACCAGAAGCUUCAUGAGCCCGAGGUCGAGCCGCUACGAAUUAUCAAACGUAGCCAAACCGUUACCAGUCGCAUUUCGAGCUCAAGAUUUGGAGGCGCAGAUGAAUGGGGAAUGGAUGGAUCCCCUUUCUAUGAUGAGGGUGAGGGAAGCCCGCCGGUGGCAGCGAACAGACCUUUAGUGCCUUUGACUAUACACAAAAUAAGAGGGGGUAAGGGUAGAGGCAGUAUCCUAGAUGAUGGUGAUUUGUCCGUCAAGGUUGUGGACAUUGUGAAGCAAGAUCAUCCUGACCAUUCGAAAGACGAUUUUGAACUUACACCAAAAGCAUCUGAAGCGCAGAGGAAUAUAAGCACAGGAAAGUUCUUAAGGACAGAAUUACAUUCUCUGAGUUCAGAAAGAGAUAUCGAAUUUCCAGAUAUUCGAAAAUCAGCUGGCUCUCCAGUAUUACCCCAAAGAAAGAAAUCCAAAUCCAAGUACUCUCUGUUAAGAGCAUUUGGUGGUCGACGGAAUGAGGACCUGGAUCCCUAUUCUACUAUUGGUCGGAGUCAUUCUUCGAGUUCGGCGAAAUCACAUAGCACUCUUCUUCGCAAGCUUUCUCGUAGGAAAUCUUCAGCUUCUACCAUUCAAUCAAUAGCUUCUUCGAGUAUUAGGACUGUUGAUCUCUCUAAUCCCUUUGAUACAAUUGACAAUCAGAGUAUCAAUGAUUCCAGAACCAACUCAAGAGCAUCGUCCUACUACGAUGGCACCAUCACGAUGUCGAACCCACCUACACCUACACCAACACUGGUACCAACACUCUGUUCUUCUAGAGAUGAUAAUUUCGUUCUGUGCCCGCAGAUUUCUGUCACUCCAGAGAGUGCUAGUGUGAAUGCGGGUGUUUGUACAUUAUGGGCUGCUGUUGAGAUCACCGGCGUCCUUAGGAGAGCUGAUGGUACAUCGACAUCAGAUGAUGCCGGUCGCACUUAUAGUACACAGAAUCUUACUCCACGAUAUUUAGACCUUAGAAGUUAUGGCAGUCUCCACAACAUUGCUGUUGAAUUCCAACCUGGGCCAGAUUGUAUCAUAGUUGACCAGCCGGCAGACACCUUUCAAGCUAAGACUAUUCGGGUGAGUGAGACUCAUCUUAUGUUAGUGAAGAUACGAUUGAACGAAGUCAAAAUUUCGCUAUCGCACGCGAAGCAAAGAUCAUCUGAUGAACUGAUCGAAAACCUGAAUGAAAUUCUGGGAGACAUCACUACUCAUUAUUUGACCGUAAAACUCAACUAUAGACACUCAGCUUUCUUAAACUUAAGGUCGCAGGCUGCCGAAGGAGAAUUCAGGCUCUUACCACAACACACUUUGCUGGAAACUAAAGCCACAGCAUCGAUUAAGCGCCAUAAUCCAGCGUCUGCUUGGUCACCUAGAAGCUCUGGGACUCUAAGUUCGAUAGUAGGAGCUAGUGUGCUUACGAAGAUCAUCGAAAAGCAAUUUUCGGCCGAGAAAUCGAGAGAAGCACUUCAGAAGCUCGCGGAAGACAGAGCAACGAUUCCAUAUCCUCGAAGGACCUACGGAUAUUCGUCGGAUAAGGAAAAUCGAAAAUCUACAGCCAGCUCAUUGUCAUGUGUAGAUUCAACUAGCAGCCUACUCUCUCACUCGUUUUCAAUGACAGCCAUCUCAAAUUUCAAUGCUCGAAGUAGCCCCCUUUCCAAACGUCUGGGCUCGCCUUACGACCAUCCAUUAGAUCAAGUAGACAUAGAAAUGGAUCCUGCACGGAAGAUCUGGUCACAAAUGAGAAGGACCUCACGUCCCGCUGGCAAACAUCCUCGGGCGAGUAUCAGCGAUGGAAACUACUUUAGCGCAGAUCCAGACGCGCUAUACGAGUGUACUCCACGAUAUGGAGGUAGCUUAAGAAGUCCGAAUCUCUCUAUUUUUGAACCGUCUGAUAAUCUCCUGGACACUUCACUUGAAUUGACGCCAAAAGCGAAACGCGAUCGACUUUCGAGGGGGAAAAGUACAAAUGAUGUGAUUGAUGACGAUAGACAUCACCUUAGAGAGAUGGCGUUGAGGAAUAAGAGAAGCGUGGGGCAAGAAACAUUGAGGAGUAUGGUACCUAGUACUCAUAGUGGGGGAAACGUGUUCGGGGGUAGGCACGGUGGCGUCUUAGGGGCCGUAGCGGGAGUAGGAUUACCAGGUAGAAAUUGGGGGCAAUGGUUGCCUUGGGGGGGUUAG
This is a messenger RNA of Botrytis byssoidea, 2226 nucleotides long. RefSeq lists its product as uncharacterized. The transcript has 3 exons. The record is from RefSeq and is a predicted model, not a curated record. Bases 1 to 2226 code for a protein of 741 amino acids. NCBI's taxonomy places the organism in Eukaryota, Fungi, Ascomycota, Leotiomycetes, Helotiales, Sclerotiniaceae.